Glycine soja is the source of this 1017-nucleotide messenger RNA. RefSeq names its product NDR1/HIN1-like protein 1. The coding region runs from base 125 to 757 and encodes 210 amino acids. Gene Ontology annotation, biological process: defense response to other organism. Lineage: Eukaryota; Viridiplantae; Streptophyta; Magnoliopsida; Fabales; Fabaceae. The transcript has a single exon. The record is from RefSeq and is a predicted model, not a curated record.
CAAGUAUUUAUUGAUAUAAAAAAUGAAGACCUCAAAGUAACAAACUUGGAACCCCGGUCCCUUGUGAUUUGCUCACAAAACCAGUGUCGGUCACACCAUCUCUCCCUUUUCUCCACCUGCAACGAUGUCGGUUAAGGAGUGCCACCACCACCACAAGGGAAAGAAGCACAAGCUCUGGAGACGCAUCUUCUGGGGAAUAGUGAUCUUCGCCUUCAUCGUGUUACUGACAGUUCUUAUAAUCUGGGCAAUCCUAAAGCCUUCAAAACCAACCUUCAUCCUCCAAGACGUCACCGUUUACGGCUUCAAUGCCACCAUCCCCAACUUCCUCACCUCAAGUUUUCAGGUCACGCUUUCCUCGCGCAACCCCAACGACAAAAUCGGAAUCUACUACGACCGUCUCAACACCUACGUAACUUACCGGAACCAGCAGGUCACGUACCGAACCUCAAUCCCACCCUCGUACCAAGGUCACAAGGAAGAGGAUGUGUGGUCCCCGUUUGUCUACGGCACUAAUGUCCCCGUCGCACCCUACAACUUCGUUGGCCUCAGUCAAGACCAGACCAACGGCAACGUCCUCGUCCUCGUUAAGAUUGACGGUAAGGUACGAUGGAAAGUUGGUUCCUUCGUCUCUGCUCACUACAACCUCAAUGUAAGGUGCCCUGCUUUCAUAACCUUUGGCCCCCAAAGCAACGGGAUUGCCCUUGGCAAUAACGCCGUUAAGUAUCAAUUGGUUCAACGCUGCACCGUCGGGGUUUGAUGUCAACGCCUUCCAAGAUAUAUUGCUCUGCCUCUUGGUAUAUUUAGUGUCUAUUUAUAUACGGUCUUUCUCAUUUCUUUUUUUCAUAUACGUAUUCUUCCUAUCUUCCUCUACGUAUUUCUUCUACGGAUCACUUUGUUGUUAGACAUACAUAUGUCUGUCUUCGUUACUGUAUUUUGAAUUUUACAUUUUGCUAUAGAAUAAAUUUGUAUUUGGAGAAAAUUCUCAUGAGAUGAAGCAAAAUUACAAUUUAUAGCAAA